Melanaphis sacchari is the source of this 1502-nucleotide messenger RNA. RefSeq names its product cleavage stimulation factor subunit 2-like. Gene Ontology annotation, molecular function: mRNA binding. Bases 363 to 1466 code for a protein of 367 amino acids. Gene Ontology annotation, biological process: mRNA 3'-end processing. Gene Ontology annotation, cellular component: mRNA cleavage and polyadenylation specificity factor complex. The transcript is spliced from 9 exons. The record is from RefSeq and is a predicted model, not a curated record. Lineage: Eukaryota; Metazoa; Arthropoda; Insecta; Hemiptera; Aphididae.
GUCUGUAGUUCUAAAAAAUGGAAUAUUUCAUAUCACAUGUAUACUUAUAUAUUUGUAAACGAAUUAUUUUUUUACAAUGAUCGAAACCCAAUUGUUAGUUGACCGUUUCGAUUUCCACUUUGUAGUUCGCUUGAAGAGUAUGACUAUUCGAGUUAACUGCUAGGUGUUUUGGUACAUUUCGAAUUGAGUACAGCAAUUUUUACUAACAAUUUAUUAUAGUUUAAGUACCGUUUUUCGUCUAACUUAACAUUUCAAUAUAACAUACGGGUGUUUACUUUAAAAAUUGUCAAUACUUUUUCGCACUAAUUAUAUUAAAAUUUUUUUAGUUAUCGUUUAAAUUACUUUAUUUCUACAUCAAUAAAAUGGGUGAACAAAACAUUUUAGACAAGUCUAUGAGAAGUGUUUUUGUUGGAAAUAUUCCAUACGAGGCAACUGAAGAAAAACUAAAAGAUAUAUUUAAUGAAGUAGGACCAGUUAUGUCAUUCAAAUUGGUAUAUGAUAGAGAAACUGGUAAACCUAAAGGUUAUGGUUUCUGUGAGUAUAAAGAUCAAGAAACUGCACUUAGUGCCAUGCGUAAUCUUAAUGGCUAUGAAAUUGGAGGUCGUACUCUACGUGUAGACAAUGCUUGUACAGAGAAAUCCAGACUAGAAAUGCAAUCAUUAAUGAUGGGAAUGCCUACUUCAGAGAGUCAUUAUGGUGAUGCUGUUAAUGCAGAAAAAGCACCUGAGAUAAUAAAUAAUGUGGUUUCAACUUUACCACCAGAACAGUUGUUUGAACUUAUGAAACAAAUGAAAGAAUGUAUUCAAAAUAAUCCUGUAGAAGCUAGAAAUAUGUUACUUCAAAAUCCUCAACUUGGUUAUGCAUUGUUGCAAGCACAAGUUGUAAUGAAAAUUGUGGAUCCAGAAGUUGCUAGGACUAUGCUAUAUCCUGUUCAUAAAGUUCCGCCACCACUACACAGUUCUAACGGUGCAUCAACUUCAAGAGCUCAGUCAAUGCCUCAAACAUCUAAUAAUGAUAAUAUAGAUUGGCAACAUAAUAAUAUGUAUCACGGGCAAAUUUCAAGCCAAGAUUUUAGGCAGCCACCACCGCCACCAUUCAAGAAUGAACAUCCUCAGUCAUUUAUGGCUUCAAGAGAUUAUCCACGGUCAUCAACAAUGGAUUCAGAUAACCGAUCAUUUGGAGAUAUUUAUAACAGAGAUCGCAGAGUUAAUAAUAGUUUUAUGGCAAUGCCACCACCAAUGAUACCAGAACAUCAAGUACCUUCACGAAUGGUUCAGUCUUCUCAAUCUCAAGUUCAACAAGCAUCUAAUCAAACAGUUAAAACUUCUGAUUCUGAAAAGGCUGCUUUGAUUAUGCAAGUAUUACAACUAACUGAUGCACAGAUUGCAAAAUUGCCUAAUGAACAACGCCUAAGUAUACUUCAACUGAAAGAAAAAAUUUCUAUGUCUUCUAAAAAAAAGGAUUAAAUCUCAUUUAGUUUUUAUUUGAUUUUGUAUACGUUA